AUUCAAAUAAUUUACAGGUUAGGGGCUUCAACUUUCAAAAUAUAACUUAUUAUGUAUUGUUAAUUUGCUAUUAAAUAUGAAUUAUUCCUAACACAACAAAUUUACGAGAUACACGACAACGGAAUCUUAAUCUAAAUGUUUUUAUGUGCAUCUUUUUAAGAAGUUGACCCAAGUGUUUCCUGAAGAUAAGUAUCUCUUGUAUAAAAAUAAAAAAGAAGUACCUAUUAGAUAAAAAUCUUGCAUAAAUAUUUAAAAUAUCACAAAAGAAAUACCACGUCAUGAUGUAAAACAAUUAAAAAUAAAACUUAAGUAAUACCGUUGUUUUUGAAUGGAAAAUGCAAAUUGUGUGCUACUUUUGUUAAAGAACAAGUUGGUUCAUUAUUACCUCAUAAAAUAGUAAAAAUUGCUGAAAAUGAGGAUCGUUACUGCAGUGGCCCCUGUAAACAUUGCAACUAUCAAGUAUUGGGGCAAACGAGAUGAUGACCUCAUAUUGCCCUUAAACGACUCAUUUAGUGCUACCCUUAGCUUGGAAGAUAUGUGUGCCAAAACUACUGUUAUGAUAAGCCCAUAUUUAUUGGAAAACAAAUUCUGGCUUAAUGGUAAAGAGGAAAAUAUGGAUAAUCCCAGAUUGAGUAACUGUCUAAAGGCUUUAAAAGACCGACUAAAUAAAGAAAAUUCAGAAGAGGUAUCUUCAUGGAAAAUUCACAUAUGUUCAGAGAACAAUUUCCCUACAGCAGCCGGAUUGGCUUCAUCAGCAGCAGGCUAUGCUUGCCUUGUGUAUGCACUUGCCUCACUCUAUCAAGUGGAUGGAGACAUUACAGCAAUUGCAAGAAAUGGAUCAGGUAGUGCUUGUCGCAGUAUUUUUGGUGGUUGGGUUCGAUGGCAUAAAGGAAGUCUCGAAGAUGGCACCGAUUCAAUCGCGACACAAAUAUUUCCGACAGAUCACUGGCCAGAAAUUAGAGUUCUUGUGCUUGUUGUAAACGACAGUCGUAAAAAGUAUAGCUCAACUUUGGGAAUGAAACAAACGGUAAUGACAUCUGAAUUAUUGAAACAUCGCACCAAAUUUGUCGUCCCAGACAGAAUUGAAAAAAUAAUAGACGCAGUACACAAGAAAGACUUUCAGUCGUUUGCAAAGUUAACAAUGAAGGACUCUAAUCAGUUUCAUGCUGUUUGUUGCGACACUUAUCCCCCCUGUUUCUAUAUGAAUGAUGUUUCACAUGCCAUAAUAGAUAUGGUUCACGUUUACAACGAAUUUAAAGGGCAACUGAAGAUAGCAUAUACAUUUGACGCAGGCCCCAAUGCAUGUCUAUUCAUACAAGAGUCAGAUCUAAGUGAAGUACUCUCUUUAAUACGAUACGUUUUUCCUUCGAAUUUAAAUGCCAAUGAGUAUUACAGGGGAAUUGCACUUGAUAAAGAUCUAUUUUCAAAGGAUUUAUCUUUACCAACUGGGAUUACACAGUAUGGCUUAAACACUUUAAGGUACAUAAUCCAUACUAAAAUUGGAGAUGGACCAAGACUAUUACAAGACGCUAAGGAGCAUUUAUUGGAUUCUAAUGGACUACCAAAAAAUUGUUAGCUGUUAGUGUGUGUUUUGAUAGAACUUCUAUUAUUUUUAAUUUUACUUUUUAUAAUAGAAAUAAAAAACAAAACAAGCUAAUAAUUAGA
Messenger RNA from Agrilus planipennis (emerald ash borer), 1665 nucleotides. RefSeq names its product diphosphomevalonate decarboxylase (gene Mvd). The record is from RefSeq and is a predicted model, not a curated record. Gene Ontology annotation, cellular component: cytosol. Lineage: Eukaryota; Metazoa; Arthropoda; Insecta; Coleoptera; Buprestidae. Gene Ontology annotation, biological process: isopentenyl diphosphate biosynthetic process, mevalonate pathway; isoprenoid biosynthetic process. The transcript is spliced from 7 exons. The coding region runs from base 413 to 1576 and encodes 387 amino acids. Gene Ontology annotation, molecular function: diphosphomevalonate decarboxylase activity; ATP binding.